Huiozyma naganishii CBS 8797 is the source of this 708-nucleotide messenger RNA. It is a transcript of the gene SBA1, whose product is annotated as Hsp90 cochaperone SBA1. Gene Ontology annotation, biological process: chaperone-mediated protein complex assembly; protein folding. NCBI's taxonomy places the organism in Eukaryota, Fungi, Ascomycota, Saccharomycetes, Saccharomycetales, Saccharomycetaceae. The transcript has a single exon. Gene Ontology annotation, cellular component: cytosol; nucleus. The record is from RefSeq and is a predicted model, not a curated record. The coding region runs from base 1 to 708 and encodes 235 amino acids. Gene Ontology annotation, molecular function: Hsp90 protein binding; protein-folding chaperone binding.
AUGUCUACUAAAGUAUUGGUUCCAGAGGUUAAAUGGGCGCAGAGAUCUGAUGCCGCGGAUGCGGAGAAGAACUACCUGUUGGUGACGGUCUCGAUAACGGACUGUGAGGAACCACAGUUGACGAUUGAGCCUGGGUUCUUGGAAUUGACCGCGAAGUCGAAGGGCCACGUUGGUGACGAGGCUGUGCACGAGUACAAGUUGCACAUCGACUUCUUCAAAGAGAUCGUCCCAGAUAAGACCCUUAGCAAAGUGGCCAAUGGGCAACAUUACUUCUUGAAGAUAUUCAAGAAGGACAUGCAGGAGGAGUACUGGCCCCGUUUGACAAAGGAGAAGAUCAGAUACCCAUACAUCAAGACUGACUUCGACAAGUGGGUCGAUGAGGAUGAGCAGGACGAGCACAAGGAGGAGAUGCCAGACAUGGACCCAUUCGGCGGUGCCGGCGGUAUGCCAGGCAUGCCAGGUAUGGGUGGUGCUGGUGGUAUGCCAGGUAUGCCCGGCAUGGGCGGUGCUGGUGGUGCCCCAGGUGGCAUGGACAUGGCUCAAAUGCAACAGUUGAUGCAGCAAUUGCAAUCUGCAGGAGGGGAAGGUUCUGAAGGUGCUCCUGGACUGGGAAACAUGGAGGAAUUGAUGAAGAAGUACCAAGCAGAGAGCGGUGAUGACAAAGAAGGUGAAGAAGAAGACGAGGAAGAAGUCGAAGAGAUCAACUGA